CUGCGUCGUCGCACCUCCCUGGCCACCGUCAAUCACAUAUCACGUCACCCGCCCUGGCGAAUCAGACCCGCUAUCGGCAUACCUUCUUUGUCUCGGAGCGCAAAACAUUACCCACCAAGAAGGGCCUGUCAUAUCGCAAAAGGCAUCUCUGUAACCAGGCCUCGACUGUGCUUCUGCAGCAUCGCCGCUGGCUGUCGCAUGAUCGCGACGCCUGUCUCACGGACUUUUUCCGCUCCAAUUACUUUAACCUCCAUCCUCCUCGCCGUCACUGCCGGUCGAUCGCCUCUCUCACAUCCCGUAUCGCCCCCAUAGCUCGCAAUCCUCCCGCCAUUGGCUCCUCCCGCCAGAGCUUGCUCUGGCAUAAUCCCCCCCGGCAACCAUGGUCCAGACACCAAAGGUCUUUGGCGGCAGCAAACACAAGCCCGUCCUCGAGAUCAGACCGGACUCGCCCUUUGUCGUUUUCCAGGGCGACGCGCACAACGCCGAACCUGUCGACCUCUCGGGAAAGCUGGUCUUGACCAACCAUGAUUCCAUUCCGAUUCGCUACAUCAAGCUUCAGCUGCUAGGCACGCGGAAGGUGUCUUGGCUCACGAACGCUGUAAACCCUCAGCAGAUUGUCUACAAGGAUGAAUUCUUGAGGGAGUCUCAGCUGCUUUACCCCGCAAGCGGAGGCAGCAAAAAGACUGUACACCACAUGGGACCCGGCGUCCACGAAUGGAACUUCAAGUUUUCGCUCAAGGGAUCACUCCCCGAGAGCGUGGAGGGUUUGGCUGGCAGCUACAUUGUCUACAACCUUCGCGCGACUCUUGAUCGGGGCAUGAUGGCUAAGGCCUUGUAUGCGGACAAGCACAUACGGAUCAUCAGGACAUUGGCGUCCGAAAUCUUGUCAGAUGCUGCAAUGGAGCAGACGAACGAAGAUGUGUGGGCAGACAAGGUCUGCUACAAAAUCACGAUUCCUCAAACGAAUUUCAUUUUCGGCACCCAAGCAACCGCGGAUUUCCAGCUCAUUCCCCUCCGGAAAGGCGUCACCAUCGGUGCGAUAAAGAUGGAGCUUCACGAACACGUCGUAUUGAAUGCCAUUCAAGGAGAACGCAAUAUUCCUCAUUCGUGGGAUGCAAUCGUGGCAAAGGAAGAAUUCCAGAUGCCAGACGAUGCCGAACAAAGAAUGACAGAGGCGGACGAGGACAACCCAUUCGACGAGUCUUACAAGUUUUCGCUCACUCUGCCAUUCCCGAAGUCUUUGAAGAAAUGUCGGCAAAACGUGGAAACCGAUUUUAUCAGGAUAGACCACAAAAUCAAGCUUUAUGUGAACCUUCACAACCCAGAAGGCCACACGAGUCAGCUCUUGGUCAAAAACAACUGCGUGUUGUUCAUCUCACCAAACCUUCCCGUGGGCGACGAUCAACAAGUCUCCCAGGCAGCUUCUGGUGAGCUAAUCGAAAGAGCCAUGCACGCUGAGGCUACCCAAGCCGCACCGCCGACGUACGCCGAUCACCAGCUCGACCAGAUGUACAGUGGCAUCGACCCAAGUGGCUAUAGGACUCCCGGUGGAUGGAACGGGUCUCCGCUCCAGAGUGGAUACGCUACCCCGUUCUACACCCAAAGUCGCAGGAACUCGGUGGAUGACCUUCCUUCUUCCCUACCUUCUUCGAUCGACGGCGUUGCCGGGAACGGGGCAUCGGCCAGCCAGCUGCACUCUCGUUUGACGCGACUGAGUAUCUCGCAAAACGGCUCUUCACCGAGACCGAGCAGCUACUUCUCGAGAAACUCAUCGCGACACUCCUCCGGCACGAACACGCCGCACCACCCGAUCCAGCCAUCGGGACCGAAUAGUCCUCUUGGAGACGAUUCCCAGACCUCCAGUGGUCGUGUGUCUCAUAACAGCAACAACCAUUCCCGGAGAGGCUCGGUUGUCAAUGAUUACUUUGGUCCAAUGGACGACAACCAAUACGAUUAUGACAUGGAAACCCUCUCCCGCAUUCCCAGCUACAAUACUGCGGUGAGAACGCCCGUACGAACGCCCAUCAGCGAGGAUCUACCCUCGUACGCCAUUGCAACAAGCAGGCCAUCGAGCCCAAACCACGAUCUGCAGCGCCCUAGUGUAGCGCACAUGCGCAGCAGAAACAGCACACCCUCUCCAACCGGCAGUCUCGCAACUCUGACCGAGGAGACGGAAAGAAACACGGCGUUUAACAGAAGCCUUGCGCCGGCCUACAGCACACGAUAAUCAAGAUGAGAGGCAGACGGCGCUCUCCAGAAGAUGAAAAGUAAUAACGUUUUUAUUUCAAAUGACUACAUAGACGGAUGGGAGGGGUUUACGGUGUUUGUUGAUAGGUAUAGACUGGGAGCCUGGCGCGGAAGAUACCCACCUCCGACAUCAGACAGCAUUUUUGCAUUGUUGGGCUCGCGCCCACAGUUACGUAGAGUAGUAGUGCCUCCCUAAUCAGUGACGAAUGAAGAACCUACC
This is a messenger RNA of Aplosporella prunicola CBS 121167, 2467 nucleotides long. RefSeq lists its product as uncharacterized. Gene Ontology annotation, molecular function: protein-macromolecule adaptor activity; ubiquitin protein ligase binding. NCBI's taxonomy places the organism in Eukaryota, Fungi, Ascomycota, Dothideomycetes, Botryosphaeriales, Aplosporellaceae. The record is from RefSeq and is a predicted model, not a curated record. The transcript is spliced from 5 exons. Bases 380 to 2227 code for a protein of 615 amino acids. Gene Ontology annotation, cellular component: cytoplasm; plasma membrane; cytosol. Gene Ontology annotation, biological process: ubiquitin-dependent endocytosis.